This is a messenger RNA of Striga asiatica, 1325 nucleotides long. The record is from the annotation of a GenBank genome assembly. Lineage: Eukaryota; Viridiplantae; Streptophyta; Magnoliopsida; Lamiales; Orobanchaceae.
GAACAGUUGAGCGUUCAAUUGCCAGUCCAAAAGCUUCCUUAGAUAUUUAUUUUCCCUUUUGAUUUUUUAUUUGUGUGUGUGUUAACAAACACACACUGUGCGGUAAACGAAAAUCUAAUCACCGUCCGUCGGUCCACAGCUCCGAUCACCGGAAGAAAUUUCCGGUCACGAGUGACCUCGGUCGCGAAUCGCUGCGUCACUCUGUAGAUAGGAUUGGAGUUCUCAUGGAUUCCCCGGAGAUGAACGAGGAGGAGCACGGGAACGAGAAGAACGACGAGAUAAGCGUUCCUCGCGCGAUUUUCCGUUUACUUUUCCUGGUCUCUUCGUCCCUAUCGAUUUUCGUGCUUCUCUCACUCUCCGUGCUGUAUGUAGCUGUUUUCCUUGGGAAUUUAUCUGUUUGGAGCCCGAUUUCGGUUCACUCACGCUGCAGAAUAAUUUCCACUAGUGUUGAUCUGAGGUCAUCUAAGGUUUGUGAAUUAGGGCUGUUAAAUUACAAGGCCAAGCAUGUGUUUUACCCAUAUGAAAGGAAAAAAUAUCGAUGCCACUAUGACUAUUACUGGGCUUCUGUGCUUGAGGUUGAAUACAUAGAUCACUUGGGGCAGGCUAGGUUUGCGUUAGCUGAGGCCCCAAACGAAGCCCUUCCAUACAAUUGUAGACCCAGUUUUGGUGCUGCAUGGUUGACCAAAGAUAAAUUUAAGGUGAAUCGAACAUAUGAGUGCUCGUACACACUUGGCAUCUCUAGGGUGAACAUAAAUUUUGAAGGUUUAUUUGAUUGUCCAUCUGAAGAGCCUUCGACGUUUGAGAUGAUUAAACGAUAUUACAUCCUGUUUACAAGGAUAUUAAAGUCGAAAGUUUUCAGUGGGGAAAUACUAAAUCAAUGGAGAUGGGAGAUGAUAGCUGGUGCUGCAACUGGAUACAUAACGGCCUUCUUAUCUGUCAGCUUUAUUGGGCUUUUACGGCCAUUGAUGUCCUUUGCUCGUCGAGUAAUUGCAUUUCGGGCCUCCCGUUUAUGCCCAAGUACGGUAUUACUGAAGAGAAUUUGUUUCUUUGUUGCGUAUUUCUCGUUCAUGAGUUGGGUCACUAUUCAAUACGUGAAACGGCUCGGCCUCUCACAGACGUAUAGUUUCGGUUAAGCAUGUGCAACAUUUUUGUACCUGUACAAAUUGUUCUUUGAUUGUAGCUCUUAAGUGUAUUUUUUUUGUUUUUUCUUGAAGAUCAAUAUAUGUACAGUUAACCAAUUUAAGGUUUUAAUCGUGUCAAAAUUUUGUGAAGGUGAAGUUUCAGAUCUCAUCUCCUUUUCAUGAGAAAAGGUAUCAAUUUGCAUA